AUGACGCUGGAGAGUGUUCUGGCCGGGACGGAACCGUUGUGGAGCCGCCCGAUACCGAGAGCCUUCCUGCUCGUGUCGCCCACGAGCUGGAUCGUGCUGCUCGCCCUGGCCGUCUCCUGCGCCAUCGUCUACCGGCAGAGGUCGCGGCUGGUCAAACACAUCGACCGCAUACCCGGCCCCGCCGCCCUGCCCCUGCUGGGCAACAGUCUGCAGUGGCUGGUUGAUCGCGAUGAGAUGUUCAACGUGAUCACCGGUGCCAGGAAGCUGUACGGGCGCCGACAAGGAUUCAACCGCGUGUGGGCCGGCCUCAAGCCAUACGUUCUCAUUUCAAAAGCCACCGUAGCAGAGAAGAUCCUCUCGAGCUCGAAAAAUAUCGAGAAAGGGCGCGACUACGAUCUGCUGAAGCCGUGGAUUGGCACCGGUCUGCUGACGAGCCACGCCGCCAAGUGGCACCUGCGCCGGAAGCUGCUGACGCCGACAUUCCACUUCAAGAUACUGGCCAACUUCGUCGAGGUGUUCAACAAGCAGAGCACGGUGCUGGUCCGGCAGCUGGCGAAGCAGCUCGGCAACCGGGAUGGGUUCGACUGCACGAUCUACGCCACCCUGACCUCGCUGGACAUCAUCUGCGAGACAGCCAUGGGUUUCCCCAUUCACGCACUGGAGCAGUCCGACUCGGCAUACGUCAAAGCACACGAAAAGAUAGCGGAAAUCAUUCUCGAUCGCUUGCAGAAAUUCUGGCUGCGCCCGGACUUCAUAUUCCGGUUCACCAAGGCGUACGCGGAGCACGAACGCUGUCUGAAGGUGCUGCACGAUUUCGCCUACCGCAUGAUCAGUGAGCGCCGGGAGAUGUACAGGGAGCGGAAGCGAAACGCCGAGCGGCAGGUGGAGGAAACGGAGGAAUUGGUGGGAAAGAAGCAGCUAGCCUUUUUGGACCUGCUGCUGGAGCUUUCGGAGGACGGUCAGCUGCUGACGGAUGCCGACAUACGCGAGGAGGUGGACACGUUCAUCCUGGGUGGGCACGAUACAACGGCGACGGCUCUCGGCUGGAUCCUGUAUCUGCUCGGGACGGAGCCGACGGUGCAGGAGCGGGUCCAUGCGGAGAUCGACACCAUCAUGGGUGGCGACCGGGAGCGCUUCCCGACCAUGCAGGAGCUCAACGAGAUGAAGUACCUGGAGUGCUGCAUCAAGGAGAGCCUGCGCCUCUUCCCGAGCAUCCCGAUGCUGUCGCGCUCCCUGGUCACCAGUGUGGACGUCGACGGGUACCAUAUCCCAGCCGGCACCAACGCGGUGAUCAUGCUGUACCAGCUCCACCGCGAUCCCGAGUACUUUCCAAACCCGGAGAAGUUCUACCCGGACCGCUUCCUGCCAGAAAACAGUGCCGGCCGGCAUCCGUACGCGUUCAUCCCGUUCAGCGCUGGACCGCGGAACUGCAUCGGCCAGAAGUUUGGCGCACUGGAGGAGAAGGCCGUACUUUCGGCCGUGGUGCGCCACUACCGCAUCGAGGCGGUCCACCGGCGGGAAGAUCUCGUACUCUACGGCGACCUGGUGAUGCGCACCAAAGAUGGGCUCAAGAUACGCAUCUACAAGCGUGACUGA
Molecule: messenger RNA, 1596 nt
Organism: Anopheles coustani
Lineage: Eukaryota; Metazoa; Arthropoda; Insecta; Diptera; Culicidae
Product: cytochrome P450 4c3-like
Exons: 5
Coding region: 1-1596 (531 amino acids)
Molecular function (GO): monooxygenase activity; heme binding; iron ion binding
Source: RefSeq, a predicted model, not a curated record